This is a messenger RNA of Phycomyces blakesleeanus NRRL 1555(-), 891 nucleotides long. RefSeq lists its product as hypothetical. Lineage: Eukaryota; Fungi; Mucoromycota; Mucoromycetes; Mucorales; Phycomycetaceae. Bases 1 to 891 code for a protein of 296 amino acids. The record is from RefSeq and is a predicted model, not a curated record. The transcript has a single exon.
AUGAGUACCCUUGAGGGAUUGAACCCACAGGACAGGGCACACACAUUAUGGCAAGGUAACCCACCUUACCGUGCCCAGUCUACAACACUACGUCCAAAGAACAAAUCUUUGCACAUCUUCACUGCUCCCAACUUUGACAAGAAUAUGAUUGUGGAUCUUGCAUCCACUGCAUGGGCUAGUACCAUCCAUCCAAUGAGUGUUUUGUUUAAUCUUGGAAAACUCGUUCCUGCAAGGGACAUGGAUGAUGUUCUCUCUGACCGUGUAGGCUGGAUGACCUCUCUCACUCUCCGUUAUACUUGCUCAAAAGACCUUCUGGCAGAAGCCUUCUUUACUGACCCUUCCUCCCGCACCAAAGCAACGUCCAAUGGGUUGACCUAUCAGAACACCCGAAUCAUUGCUACACCAAGAUUGCCUUCUAACAGCCACAUUGUUAAGGUUAAUCUUUACCAUAUUAACACCUGCGAUCCUAGCACAGAUCUACUUGAGCCCAUCGAAAAUGCAUUCCGGCCUUUUGGCAAAAUCGUUCAGCUGAGAGCUUAUCUCUCAUACCGUGGUACUUUCCGUGGCAAAGCCACUAUCUAUUUAGACACCUCUAGACAAGAUGAAGUCCGCAGUCUCCCAAGCCGUCUCUACCUUGGUGGGUCUCUUUCCUGCCUUGCUGAGCUCUGCUCCACCAAUAUCACACCUGUGUGUGGAUACUGCCAAGAGGAAGGGCAUUAUCUAUGCUCCUGCACAAAACGUCCUCCCCGCGCACCUUGCUGCCAACAAUGCAGUGUUCUUGGUCAUGUCAUAGACAGUUGCGAGUGCCCCACUCAUCCAGACAAUAUUGAAGCCGAGCGGGCUAUCCAAGAGCAGCAGCAGAUUGCACUUGCUGAUACUGCGCCCCUUUGA